AUGAAGAGGGAUAUGCAUAUUUUGCAGGCUUUCUGUAGCUUUUCUGUAAUCGUGUGGACAUUUUUCAGUAUUACACGGGCACACGCGAAAGAAUCACAACAAAUCCCCCUGAAUGUGGUAAAACUAUGGGCUUCCGCGUUUGGAGGGGAAAUCAAGUCUAUUUCAGCCAAAUACUCAGGUUCACAAUUCCUGCAGAAGAAGUAUAAAGAGCAUGAAAAGACUGUCACUGUUAAGGAAAUAGAUGGCCUCCAGCUUGUCAAAAAACUGGCAAAGGAUAUGGAACAAAUGUUUCAUAAUAAAGCUGAAGCCGUAAGACGCCUUGUUGAAGCUGCUGAAAAUGCUCACUUGCAGCAUGAAUAUAAUUCAGAUUUGGAGUAUGAAUACUUCAAUGCUGUUUUAAUAAACGAAAAAGAUGAAAAUGGCAACUAUGUGGAACUUGGGAAGGAAUUUAUUUUGGAGCCUAAUGAACAUUUUAAUAACUUGCCUGUCAACGUCAGCUUAAGUGACGUCCAAGUACCAACCAACAAGUACAACAAAGAUCCCGCUAUCGUAAAUGGAGUUUCCUGGUCUGAAGCUUUAAACAAAGUUUUUGUUGACAAUUUUGAACGUGACCCUUCUCUAAUAUGGCAAUAUUUUGGGAGUGCCAAUGGAUUUUUCAGACAGUAUCCAGGUAUAAAAUGGGAGCCAGACGAAAAUGGAGUCAUUGCAUUUGACUGCAGAAACCGCAAAUGGUACAUUCAGGCAGCCACUUCACCCAAAGAUGUUAUCAUUUUAGUUGAUGUCAGUGGAAGUAUGAAAGGGCUUCGCAUGACAAUAGCCAAACAAACAGUUUCUUCCAUCCUCGACACACUUGGAGAUGAUGACUUUUUCAAUAUUAUUGCAUACAAUGAAGAGCUCCAUUACGUGGAACCUUGCUUGAAUAACACUUUAGUACAAGCAGACAGGAACAACAAAGAGCAUUUCAGAGAACACCUUGAUACCCUGAAUGCAAAAGGAAUUGGAAUGCUGGGCUACGCUUUGACAGAGGCUUUCAUCCUUCUGAAUCAGUUUAACAGCACAGGUCAUGGAAGCAGUUGCAGCCAAGCUAUUAUGCUUGUUACUGAUGGAGCAGUGGAUACAUAUGAUACUGUAUUUGCAAAAUACAACUGGCCUGAUCGAAAGGUGCGUAUAUUUGCUUAUUUGAUUGGACGUGAAGCUGUAUUUUCUGAAAAUCUGAAAUGGAUGGCUUGUGCAAAUAAAGGAUAUUUCACUCAGAUUUCUACUCUGGCUGACGUGCAAGAAAAUGUGAUGGAAUACCUUCAUGUUCUAAGCAGACCAAAGGUCAUUGACCAGGAGCAUGAUAUUGUGUGGACUGAAGCCUAUAUUGACAGCACUCUCCCACAGGCUAAGCAGCUGUCCGUUGAUUCAGAUCGUGUUCUAAUGACCACAAUUGCAAUGCCAGUAUUUAGCAAGAAAAACGAGACACGCAAUCAAGGUAUUCUUCUGGGUGUGGUGGGCACGGACGUUCCUGUGAAAGAGCUUUUGAAGGUUAUUCCAAAGUAUAAGCUUGGCAUUCAUGGAUAUGCUUUUGCAAUAACAAACAAUGGCUACGUUUUGACACAUCCAGAUCUGAGACCACCGUAUGAAGAAGGAAAAAGGAGGAUAAAACCCAGCUAUAAAAGUGUUGACCUCUCUGAACUGGAAUGGGAAGACAAGGAUAACAUUCUGCGCAAUGGUAUGGUAAACCGGAAAACAGGAAAAUUUUCUAUGGAGGUGAAAAAGACUGUGGAAAAAGGGAAACGAGUCUUUGUGAUGACAAAUGAUUACUAUUACACAGACAUCAAAGGCACUCCUUUCAGUCUAGGUGUGGCUUUAUCUCGAGGGCAUGGGAAGUACUUCCUCCAGGGAAACGUUACUCUGGAAGAAGGUUUGCAUGACCUGGAUCACCCAGAUUUAUCACUGAUGGAGGAAUGGAACUAUUGUAAUAUUGACAUACAUCCUCAGUAUCGUAACCUCUUUCAGCUUGAAGCUGUCAAACUCUUCCUCACAGGGAAAGAGCCACUUCUACAGUGUGACAAAGAAUUAAUCCAGGAAGUACUUUUUGAUGCUGUAGUGACAGCACCCCUGGAAGCUUACUGGACCAGCUUGGCUCUGAACAGAUCUGAAAAUGCUGACAAAGGAGUUGAAGUUUCUUUCUUGGGAACUCGCACAGGCCUAAGUCGUGUCAAUCUGUUUGUUGGACCGGAACAACGUACUGAUCAAGACUUCUUGAGUCCACAAGACAAGGAAAAUAUUUUUACAGCAGAUCAUUUCCCUCUGUGGUACAGAAAGUCAGCAGAACAACUUCCAGGAACUUUUGUCUAUUCCAUUCCAUUUAGUACAGAGGCAGAAAAUAAAAGUAAUGUUGUGACAGCCAGUACAACUGUGCAGCUUUUGGACAACAGAAAAUCACCAGUGGUUGCAGCUGUGGGUAUUCAAAUGAAGUUGGAGUUUUUCCAAAAGAAGUUCUGGACUGCAAGCCGUCAGUGUGCUUCACUUGAUGGUAAAUGCAGUAUUAGCUGUGACGAUGAGGGUAAGCACAUAAUAAUAAACUGUUACCUCAUAGAUAACAAUGGAUUUAUUUUGGUGUCGGAAAAUUAUGAUGAGACUGGAACGUUUUUUGGUGAAGUGGAAGGAGCUGUUAUGAAUAAACUGUUACUGAUGGGCUCAUUUAAACGAAUAACACUUUAUGACUACCAAGCCAUGUGUAGAACAACCGUAGACAAUAGCGACAGUGCACAUAGCUUACUGGAUCCUUAUUAUGUCUUCUUUGCUGCAGUAAAGUGGAUUAUGACAGAACUUAUCUUAUUCCUGGUGGAAUUCAAUCUUUGUAGUUGGUGGAAUUCUGACUUCACGGUAAAGGCACAGAGACCUAAGCAAGUUCUCCAGCCAUGUGACACUGAAUAUGCAGCUUUUGUGUCUGAACGGACGAUAAAGGAAACUACGGGGACAAUCAGCUGUGAUGGCUGCCACAAGUCAUUUGUGAUCCAGCAGAUUCCAAGCAGCAACCUGUUUAUGGUAGUUGUAGAUGCCAGCUGUGAAUGCAGUAUUGGACCAAUUACAAUGGACCCCAUAGAAAUUAUAUAUAAUGAAUCCAUGAAAUGUGAUCAUCUCAGAUCUCAGAAAAUCAGAAGACGUCCGGACUCCUGUCAUCCAUUCCAUGCUGAAGAAAAUGCAAGAGAAUGUGGAGGUGUACUGGGCUUAGGACCUUGCCCUGCAAUUCUGCUGCUGCCUCUCAUCCUUGCAUUAUCUCAGAGGUGACAGAAACUCUAGUGUCAGCAUUUUGGCAUGAUGAAUCAAAAACUGAAUGACACAGUUUAAAGGAAAUGUCAAGCAGUGGAAAACCUCUUCUACAUUACACAAAAUAUUAGAAAUGGAAACUAUUGGUGGAAUCAUACUGAAGAUAAAUAUCAGAACAGAAGUAGGCAAAAGAUGUGCAUCUUAUGCAAAACAUAUACAGGUAUUGUCAUUAUGGUAACCAUAAACUGUGAGCCUAAAAAAAUCACUUUGCAGGCAUCAUUGGUGAUUGAUUGUUUUGAGCCUUGCCUUAUCCUUAAGAGAUUGGACAUGUUUGUGUACAUUUUUUAAUAAAUUAUCUUUUGAAAACUGCAGGUUCAAUGUAGCAUGGAGUACCUUUUGUUGUGUCGAUUGUUAACUCUAUGUUUCACGGUUGCGUUGUUUUUUUUCUGCAUAUCACUUGUAUGUGACUUUACUAUAAAGGAAACUAGUUGUUUCUGUACAAAAAACUGUUUACAGUGCUAAAAUAUGUUCGACUAGUUGCUAGAGUCCUGAUAGAAAUAGAUAUGGAAUGCUAAAUCACCUUUUCAACAGCCUUUUAAAAACAAAAAUAAAUUAAAUAAUUAUUGCAUCAACUUAUGUUUCAAUUGAAAUGUUUAUUUGUUCAAACUAGCAACUUGUUGCUUUAUUGUAGGUCUACAUUUCCAUAUUUCAAAACCUAGGAAUAUUGUAGCAAGGAUAAUUCUUAGUUAAUCUUAAAAAGUGUUCAUUGCAGCUUUCCAAAUAUGCAC
Molecule: messenger RNA, 4046 nt
Organism: Pristis pectinata (smalltooth sawfish)
Lineage: Eukaryota; Metazoa; Chordata; Chondrichthyes; Rhinopristiformes; Pristidae
Gene: cacna2d3a
Product: calcium channel, voltage-dependent, alpha 2/delta subunit 3a
Cellular component (GO): voltage-gated calcium channel complex
Molecular function (GO): voltage-gated calcium channel activity
Source: RefSeq, a predicted model, not a curated record